Molecule: messenger RNA, 1718 nt
Organism: Agrilus planipennis (emerald ash borer)
Lineage: Eukaryota; Metazoa; Arthropoda; Insecta; Coleoptera; Buprestidae
Product: broad-complex core protein isoforms 1/2/3/4/5-like
Exons: 4
Coding region: 223-1293 (356 amino acids)
Biological process (GO): regulation of transcription by RNA polymerase II
Cellular component (GO): nucleus
Molecular function (GO): protein binding
Source: RefSeq, a predicted model, not a curated record
CAUCCAUAGACAGUGACAUCUGAACCGAUCCAAUUAAUAUCAGGAGUUUGUUUCUAAUUUUAUGCAAAAUUGUUAUCUUUUUUAUUAUUUUAACCAUUUAUCAUUAAUGGUAAAUAAAUAUACAAUCCACAAGAAUAAUAGUGCAUAAAUUGAGAAGCCCUGCAAGAAAGAAAGGCUAAAGAAGAUACAGUUUUAAAUAAGACUCUUAUUCUGGUAUAAAAAAUGGAGAGUGAACAAUUUUCUUUAUCGUGGAAUAAUUUUCACAGUAAUUUAAGUGCCGGAUUUCAUUCGUUAUUACAAGAUGAAGAUCUGGUUGAUGUUACUUUGGCAGCAGAAGGGCAGUACUUGAAAGCCCACAAGACCAUUCUAUCUGUGUGUAGUCCUUAUUUUAAAGAAUUAUUCAGAGUAAACCCUUGCAAACAUCCCAUUGUAAUAUUGCAAGAUGUAAACUAUAGUGCAUUAAAAAAUCUAUUACAGUUUAUGUACUAUGGAGAGGUGAGUGUCAGCCAAGAAGAAAUUCCUAUAUUUAUGAGAGUUGCAGAGACUUUAAAAGUAAAGGGUCUCACUGACACUGGCUCAAAUGGUUUUUUGGAAAGAAUGACAACUGAACAUAUAGAAACAAGACCUGCUGAAAGACAUCACAAACCUUCUAAAAAGAUUAUCAAACAUGUACAAUCAAGAUCAACAGAGAGUCCACAUUCUUCAUACUCAUCUCAUCCCAGUGAGUCUCCAAGACUGGUUAAAUCACCUGAACCAACACCUGUCAAAAGAAAGUUCACUGAAGAAUCCAGUUCAGAAGUUAUUAAUAAAGCAAUGCUGAAUCCUAAAGAAGAGCCUGUAGAGCAAAAUGAAGAAUACACAGACUUAUCAUAUGAUGACAGUUUAGACAUGUCUUCAAUGUUGAAUACUUCUAUCACAGAGUCCCCUCAUCCUUCAGGCAGCUGGAUGCCACCUAAUCAGACACAGUCGAUGACAGAUACCUCAAGUCCUGGUACGCUCCAAUGCAUUCUUGGAAGGAGGGGAAAUCCCCGAUUGAUCGUCGACGGACACACUUUCUUUAAGAAAAGUGCAUAUAAAGGAAAAUCAUUCUGGUAUUGUAAGCACAGUCGAAGCCCCUACAAAUGCGUCGCUGUCUGCUGGACUCUGCAUGGGAAUAUCGUCAAAUGGCCUUGUGAACACAACCAUCCCGUCAUUGCAGAACCAUUCAAUCCCGAAGAAGACACCGACGUUCCAAUCGAGAAAUUGCAAGAAGUUUUGAUACAGACAUCCUACGCGAAUAGAAGUGACUUCUAAAUUUUUCGAUUUUUACAAUUUUAUUCCUUUCUUAUAAGUGAAAACAUUUUAUUAUUAUUAUUAUACUUAUAUGUAAUUAUUAUGAUUUAUUAAUGACAAUGAUCAGUUAGAUGGUAAGAAAUCGAAGUUUUAGUUUUCGUUUUACUUUUAAUUAUGAAUAUUUUUCGUCUAUUUACCUUAGUGUUCUUUUUAUAUAUAAGCAUGGGAAGUAAAACACAUUUUUUUAUUGUGAAAGUCUUUAUUAUAUUCUCUAGCAAAAUAAAACUUGUUCAAACUGUAACAAAUUAAUUAAACUAAUGUAUGUUAAGACAAGGGCCAAGAAGAUUAUAUUUAUAGGUGGUCUCCUUUUUAUGAAAAGUCGAAGAGGUCACCCAGUGGUGAUUCACAACGGUCACAUCUACACCUUGUACCAAAAAUUUGAGAGU